CCCCGGGGCCGCCGUUCCGCCGCUCCCCGCCCGCCCGCCCGCGGGGAGGGCGCGCUGGGAGAAGCGAGGCGAGCGGAGGCGCCGAGCAGGACGGAGCCGCCGCCGGGCUCGCACCCCCCGGCCCCGGGCGAAGGCAAAGCUGACGAUUGGUGAGCGGAUGGGCUCUGCUGGGAAGGCUUGCCCUCUCACCAUGACAGCUGACAAGUCAGAAGCUGGAGAGUUAGCUCUGGAGCCGCUGCUCACUUGCAAGCUAUGUCUCUGUGAAUAUUCCCUGGAUAAGAUGACCACUCUUCAGGAAUGCAGCUGCAUCUUUUGUACAUCGUGCCUAAAACAGUACAUGCAGCUGGCAAUUCAAGACGGUUGUGGAUCUCCUAUCACUUGUCCAGACAUGGUAUGCUUGAACCAUGGGACCCUACAAGAAGCAGAGAUUGCCUGUUUGGUGCCUGUUGACCAGUUUCAGUUGUACAAGAGGCUGAAGUUUGAACGUGAAGUCCACUUGGACCCCGAGAGAACAUGGUGCCCUGCGGCUGACUGCCAGACGGUGUGCUGUAUUGGGCCGAGCGAGCCAGGAGUGCCGGUGCCAGUGGAGUGUCCAGCUUGCCACCUGACGUUCUGCUCCUCUUGCAAGGAGACGUGGCACCCACAGCGCCUGUGCCCAGAAAACCAAACUACUCUGGUACCAACAGAGCAGGGAUCACUUAUUGGAACAGAGACAGAGGCACCAAUUAAGCAGUGCCCAGUUUGUCGGAUCUACAUUGAGAGGAACGAGGGCUGUGCUCAGAUGAUGUGCAAGAACUGCAAACACACGUUUUGCUGGUACUGUCUACAGAACUUGGAUAACGACAUCUUCUUAAGACAUUACGACAAAGGCCCUUGCAGAAAUAAGCUAGGCCACUCACGUGCUUCAGUGAUGUGGAACAGGACACAGGUUGUAGGGAUCCUCGUUGGACUAGGUAUCAUAGCAUUGGUGACCUCUCCCUUGCUGCUUGUGGCAUCUCCAUGCAUCAUCUGCUGCAUUUGCAAAUCUUGCCGAAGCAAAAAGAAAAAACACAGUCUGCCAGCAACCUAA
Cygnus atratus (black swan) is the source of this 1069-nucleotide messenger RNA. RefSeq names its product ring finger protein 144B (gene RNF144B). The coding region runs from base 158 to 1069 and encodes 303 amino acids. Gene Ontology annotation, molecular function: ubiquitin protein ligase activity; ubiquitin conjugating enzyme binding; zinc ion binding. The transcript has 8 exons. Gene Ontology annotation, biological process: protein polyubiquitination; positive regulation of proteasomal ubiquitin-dependent protein catabolic process; ubiquitin-dependent protein catabolic process. The record is from RefSeq and is a predicted model, not a curated record. NCBI's taxonomy places the organism in Eukaryota, Metazoa, Chordata, Aves, Anseriformes, Anatidae. Gene Ontology annotation, cellular component: cytoplasm; mitochondrial membrane; ubiquitin ligase complex.